GAAAGGUAUGAAAUAGAGAGACACGCGAGCACAAUUGCCCAACUAACUUCACUUCACUUCACUUCACCUUCUAGUUCUACUAAUAUGCAGAGAGAUAAAAGGGGGAGAUAGAGAGAUUUGAGGAGGGAGAGAAGAAAAAAGAGUAGGACGAAGAAGGGAAAGGGGAAAUGAUUGGGCGAGUGCAUUCCGCACCCUCCUAUUCGGUUCCUUCACCAUCCAUAAUCCAUCGCCCUCCUUGCUCUAUUAAGCCACGUGACCUCUCCUUAUCCCCUUCCAACCUCAACCUUCUCUCCUCUAGAUCUCCAUCAACUACUUUCAGCUGCAACUGCACUCGCGAUUCCGGUGAGAAUGAGAGCAAAACAAUCUUAGAUGCAUUUUUCUUGGGAAAGGCAGUCGCUGAGGCACUUAAUGAGCGUCUAGAAUCGGCUGUGGGUGAGUUUCUGAGCUCCAUUGGCAGAUUACAAGCUGAACAACAAAAGCAAGUUCAAGAAUUUCAGGAUGAGGUGUUGGAAAAGGCUCGACGGGCCAAGGAGCAAGCAGCAAUGGAAGCAAAGGGGCUUGUUCCCCCGGCUAACUCCAGUGCAGAUAAGGUAUCAGCUGUGAAUGGUGUAGCCUCGAACACAUACUCACCUGCUGAUUCUGUGAACUCUACAACCUCGUCCUUGCAAUCAGAGCCUUUUGACCAUGAGAACGAUCCUCCAAACGAUGGCUGAUCAGUAAUGAUGCUACCUAUCAUCUCUGCCCGUUGCAUACUUCAUCUUGCAACAUAUUACAUUAUAAUGUAGCUUCUUCAUUGAUAAUCCUGUUAUCAAAGAGGCUGAGUUUGUAGCACUUUACUAUGAUCUCUGGCUUUCACUUCUAGCAAGAGAAAAAAAUUGAGUUCAAAAUUGUGAAA
This is a messenger RNA of Salvia miltiorrhiza (redroot sage), 895 nucleotides long. RefSeq lists its product as uncharacterized. The record is from RefSeq and is a predicted model, not a curated record. The coding region runs from base 168 to 713 and encodes 181 amino acids. NCBI's taxonomy places the organism in Eukaryota, Viridiplantae, Streptophyta, Magnoliopsida, Lamiales, Lamiaceae. Gene Ontology annotation, biological process: thylakoid membrane organization. Gene Ontology annotation, cellular component: chloroplast thylakoid membrane. The transcript has 3 exons.